AUGGCUAACGCCCCUUUGAAAAGACGAGCGCGUGAGUUGGUGGCGCAGCUGGCGAGAGACUCCAAGGAGGAAUAUGGCUUCAGCUCCAUGGCGCCUUCGAUCUACAAUACGGCCUGGUUGGCGAUUGUGGAGCGCAAAUCGGACGGAGCAAGCGAAUGGCUCUUCCCCGAGAGGUUUGACUACCUGCUCAGGACCCAGAAUUCAGACGGAGGAAGGGAUGCGCUCAAGCAGUCGGACCAAGCUUUCAAGUAUCCAAGUUUUUUCUGGCUGACGGACUGCAUACUCCACUCGCUGGCAGCCCUACUAGCUCUGUGCCGACAUGCUCGAAUUCCUGAUCCACCAGCCGACAUCUCUUCUCGAAUCUCCCACGCCAGAAAGUUCCUGAAUCAUAGGUCCUCCGCUUGGAGUUUGCAAGGGAUCACUCACUUCGGAUACGAGCUUCUCCUCCCUGUGCUUCUACGCCUCUUGCAAAAGAAAGAAGGCACCGUGUUUGCUUUCCCAUGCAAAGCGGAGCUUCUUCAAGAUUAUGACAAGGCAUCAAGCGUGGAUCUCGACUGGCUGUACAAGAAUGAGCCUUGUCGGGUGCAUUUCUUCUCCCUUGAGGCGUUCAUCGAGAAGCUGGGCUUCAGUCGACUCGACCAUCUGGUCACUCCAGCCGGAGUGACGGCCUCGCCUGCAUCCGCCGCGGCAUUUCUGGAGAACGGAUUCACAACCGACUCCCUGGGAGCCGAGCAAGUAAGCGCCACCCUCCGAUCUCUAAGACGCAACCUAACCACCGGCGUCAUCGGCGCAACCAAAACCCUCCACCCAGACGCCAACACCACAUCCCGGGUCCUAACAACCCUGAGCCUAAACGGCUACCAGCUAGACCCCAAAGACCUAGUACGCCGCUUCGAAGCCGAAACCAGCUUCGCGACCUUCGACAACGCAACACCCAACCACCAGAUACCAAGCGCAAGCACCAGCACCAGCGUCAGUGUCAACAGCAACAUCCUCCACGCCCUCCUGCACAGCCCAAACCCAAACGCAUAUACACCUCAAAUCGAGAAGCUGCGCGCUUCCUCUGUAACCAGUGGAGAAGGCAAAAGGACCAUCCAGACAUAUGGGUACGUGUCGCCCCAACCGAAAGCCCGAAGUCGCUUUGCUCAACGAUGGCUCGUAGAACAUCUCGCCAUACUACACCCUCCUACAUAUCGCGCAACCGCUCGCUCUCGCCUACAAACAAUAUCAAAAUCAGAAGCAGAAGCAGCUUCUUUCGGCCCCGACCUAGCUCACGAGCUUAUACCCACCGUUCUGAAGGAAAUCCGCGCCCAUAUUCUGGUAAACCAGCACGGCGACGGCUCAUGGGGCUGGCUGCAUUGCUGCGAGGAGACUGCCUACGCGAUCGUGGCGCUGGCGCGUCUGGAUUCUGCGGGUCCGGUGGGAGAGGAGGAUGGAGGGCAUGUUGUGCGGGCGAUUUCGAGGGGAAAGCGGUUUCUGUGGAGGUAUUCGGUGCCCAGGAGUCCGAAGCCGGAUCGGUUGUUGAUGGGGAAGGUGCUGCAGGGGAUCUCGUAUGUAGGUGAGGCGUUUGUGUUGGCGGCGCUGCGGGUGGAGCUUGAGGGGAUGAAGGGAAAAGUAACGGUGUUUUAGGUUUUUGGAUGGGUGGUGUUUCUGGGGGUGGUGGAGAGAUUGUGCUCGUGGUUUGCUUGUUGUUCUGUUUGUUGGAUGUCUGAUAGACUGUAAUUGCCUCGGUAGGAUGUAGUUCUGUGGUGAAUGGCGCGCUGUGCUGUGUUCUUGUUGCUUGACGUGGGCUCAGGAUG
Molecule: messenger RNA, 1799 nt
Organism: Aspergillus homomorphus CBS 101889
Lineage: Eukaryota; Fungi; Ascomycota; Eurotiomycetes; Eurotiales; Aspergillaceae
Product: terpene synthase family protein
Exons: 3
Coding region: 1-1629 (542 amino acids)
Biological process (GO): diterpenoid biosynthetic process
Molecular function (GO): magnesium ion binding; terpene synthase activity
Source: RefSeq, a predicted model, not a curated record